Molecule: messenger RNA, 802 nt
Organism: Mus musculus (house mouse)
Lineage: Eukaryota; Metazoa; Chordata; Mammalia; Rodentia; Muridae
Gene: Ccl20
Product: C-C motif chemokine ligand 20
Exons: 4
Coding region: 59-352 (97 amino acids)
Biological process (GO): immune response; chemotaxis; cell migration
Cellular component (GO): extracellular region
Molecular function (GO): chemokine activity; chemokine receptor binding; CCR6 chemokine receptor binding
Source: RefSeq, marked validated
GAGCACUCGCAGGGCACUGGGUACCCAGCACUGAGUACAUCAACUCCUGGAGCUGAGAAUGGCCUGCGGUGGCAAGCGUCUGCUCUUCCUUGCUUUGGCAUGGGUACUGCUGGCUCACCUCUGCAGCCAGGCAGAAGCAGCAAGCAACUACGACUGUUGCCUCUCGUACAUACAGACGCCUCUUCCUUCCAGAGCUAUUGUGGGUUUCACAAGACAGAUGGCCGAUGAAGCUUGUGACAUUAAUGCUAUCAUCUUUCACACGAAGAAAAGAAAAUCUGUGUGCGCUGAUCCAAAGCAGAACUGGGUGAAAAGGGCUGUGAACCUCCUCAGCCUAAGAGUCAAGAAGAUGUAAAAAACUGAUGCUUUUUUGGGAUGGAAUUGGACACAGCCCAAGGAGGAAAUGAUCACAGCUGGGGUUGAAGGCUUCACCUGCACAUCACUGCACAGACCUGAUUUGUGUCCCAGUGGACUUGUCCAAUGGAUGAAGUUGAUUCAUAUUGCAUCAUAGUGUGUCAUAUUUAAGCUCACAUUAGAGUUAAGUUGUAUUUUAUGUUAUUUAUAGAUCUGAAUUUUCUAUGUUUAGCUAUUUAAUGUUAAUUUCCCACAAUCCAUGGGGGCGCUUAGUGGAAGGAUUAAUAUUAUGUUUAAGGGAAUAGUUUAUAUGGACCUUUUUGUCAACAAUAAGCUAUUGUAAAGAUAUUUAAUGUUCUGUUUAUUUAAUUGCUUCUUAAAUUGAUAUGAUUUUCUUAUAAAACAGAAAAGAAUUAUAAGAAUAUAUUGAAAAUAAAAGAAUUGAAAGGUA